AGAGCAAGAGUUUAGCGCAUGCGCAAAGCCACAUCCCCGCUUUUUUGACAAGAUGGCGGGACUUUCGCAGCUUGUGUACUCUUCUCAUUACUGUUGUCAACAUGGCGGACUUUGCUUUCUGUCAAAUUAGAAGUUCGCUCCGUAAUGUUCGAAGCCACGCAGGGACACAGUGGACGGGCUGGUCCGCUGCACGACAACGAAGCGACCCCCAGGACCAGAACGAACCGCCUGAGCAGAACGUUGAGAAAAAGUCCGCAGACACGAACAAAGUCUCCAAAGUGCGACUUGAAGACCCCCACCAGGACCAGCAGGUCCUCACUCGGUUCUACGUUGAGCAGCCAGUCUCCACAGGACUGUGAGGUCCAUCACGACAUCAUCUGGGACGCCACGUCACCUUUGCCUCACAGACUGGGCAAACGAGGGAAGAAACACGCCGGAGUCGUCAGCAUCUCGGACAUCGUCAGCAGGAUCGCCCCCGAGCACGGCAGGCCGCGGGUGUCCGAGCCAACGUUGCAGCAGUGGAUCGGAGACAGCGCCGCCAUCCCGUGCACGCCGGACGUUCAGCCUCCCAAAAGCAGGAGGAAGUCACCCAGGUCCAACGGCGUGGACGAGCUGCUGAAGCUGGCCAAGCGGUUUGACCUCAGCUGGUUCCAUGGUGACGAGGAGGAGGCGGACCAGAACCGGGAGUGCGUGCUGGCGUCAGGACGCGAGUCCGACUCCGAGCGGGCGGGGGCGGAGCUAGAGCAACUUGCAGACCUGGACUUCCUGUUUGACGAACCCAGUCAGCUCAGCAGCCGGGUCCCGGGUCCAAGCGAGCCCGCUGGGAAAUGUCCCGUGAUGCCUUGCCACGUCGCCAACGACUGGGAGGACGACGAUCUGCUCAACGACUCAGUUCUCGUGGAGAUGACGCAGAACGUCGAGAAGUUGGGCGCUCCACAGCAUUGUUCCACCCAGGUGGGGGCGCCCGCCCUCAGCCAAUCAGAGGGAAGAACAACUUUGGCUUCUUCCGCCGACUUCCUGUCCUUCCGGCGUUUGAGCUCAGCCGGAAGGGGCGUGUCAGACAGGUCGCGUGACGUGUGUCAUAGUCCGACUUCUGUUGCCGUUUCCAUGGCAACAGGGAACCACUUCCCGGAGGACGACUUGGACUCCUUCUUCUCAUCGGAGCCGCUCUGGGACGACCCGGCCGAGGACCAGCUGCUGUGCGAGCUGUGCGAGGACGUGGAGAACCGCAUCCAGCACGUUCCUGGACACUAUAGCUCCGCCCCUCCCGCAACAGGAAGCGGUCAAGUCCAAGACUCUUCUGGAAGCUCCAAGAAGUUCACCUUUAAGAAGCCCAGCCCCCCUGUUGCCAUGGCGACCAGCAAAGAUGAUGACAUCACUGCUCCUGCUGCAGUGGCUGCCAGGUGUUCGGCGGCUGAGAUCCAGCUGAAGAAGCAGCAGGCUCUGGAGCGUCGCCAGCGCCGCCUGCGGGAGGUCCAGAACCUGCAAGAACCUGGAAGGAACGUCACCUGACUCUAGUCUUCUUUUUAUUCUCUUCUCUCAACACCUGUCAAUAAACAAGCCUUUUUCCCAU
Nerophis lumbriciformis (worm pipefish) is the source of this 1573-nucleotide messenger RNA. The record is from RefSeq and is a predicted model, not a curated record. NCBI's taxonomy places the organism in Eukaryota, Metazoa, Chordata, Actinopteri, Syngnathiformes, Syngnathidae.